Messenger RNA from Manis pentadactyla (Chinese pangolin), 4598 nucleotides. RefSeq names its product abhydrolase domain containing 18 (gene ABHD18). NCBI's taxonomy places the organism in Eukaryota, Metazoa, Chordata, Mammalia, Pholidota, Manidae. The transcript is spliced from 8 exons. The coding region runs from base 1440 to 2324 and encodes 294 amino acids. The record is from RefSeq and is a predicted model, not a curated record.
GACACCUAGAAAUCUUUUCUGUUUAUUUACUUAUUGAUUUAGUCAUCAAAAGGAAUUUUAUAUAUAUAUGUAUGUAUGUAUUAAUCAGCUUUUCUAAACAGUUAAAUGUAGUCAUCAAUUCAGAAAAUAUAGUUAAGAACCAAGAAUGAAAAAGAGUGAAAAAUUAUUUCAUGCUUUUUAAAAACCAAUGUAAGGAUUGUCCUUCUAUUUUAUAAUAAAGAUAAAUUGUAUUUUUAUUUCUUGUAAGACUUAUGCUGCGUUUUAAUAUUAAUAAGUCAAAUGUUUGCUAUUAAGGAAACCCCCUUUUUCAAAUGCAUUUACAUUAAAGUAUCAGUUGAGGUUUAGAACAGUUCUUAACUUAAUUUUCAAGAUGAUGUCAGACUUACCCAGAAAGGAAACUGAUUCACAGAUAUAAAGAAAUGUUCAACAUUGCUGGUAAUAAGAGAAAUGUAAAGUUAAAGCAACAAUUACCAAAGAUUUAAAAAAUAAAACAGAGUAGUCAUGAUUGCUGUUGUGUAAAAGGCACUCUCAUUGCUGAUGAGCUUUUACCGUAUGCAUCAGGAAUCUUAAAAAAAAAUUCAUAUUCAUAGGGAGAGUGAUUUUAGUCUGGGAAAUUUAAGUAUAUUAUACUAAGAAAAGGUAAAAUGACAAAGAGAAAAGAUAUUUAUGUAGUUUUACUUAUGAAACAUUAGAAAUAGCUUAAAAAUCUAACAAUAGAAAAAUGGUUGAGUAAAUUGUGGUUCAUAAUACUGGAAUAUUAUGCAGUUGGUUGUGUUGUAUUUAUUGCUCUACCAUAUGUAUGACCUGUUACUUAACGUUUAAGUACCUCAGUUUUUUCACUGGCAAAUGGGAAUAAUCUCUUAGGUUAUUGAGAAUAUUAAAUAGUUAAUACUGUCUACAGCAGUGCCUAGUAAAUAAGCAUUCAGUACAUUUUAAUGGUUAUUAUUUAAAAGUUUACAGUAAUUAUGAAAAAAUAUUUAUAAAGUGAAAAUAGGACGUAAAACUCUAUGGUAUGACCUAGGUGUGCAAAAACCCUAAAAACAGAAAACCUAUUUAAAAACUGGGCAUAAUGAAAAAUACUGGGGAAAAAUACCCUAGAUUAUUAGUACAGUUGUCUGUAGAUAAGAUAGCUUUUCUUCUAAUAUUUGGUAUUUUCUAGAUUUUCUGUCAUAAGCAUUAAUAAAAAAAAUAAACCAAUGAACUUCAUUUUAAAAUUAAGUUUAAGAUUGCACAACCCUGUGAAUAUACUAAAAACACUGAGUUGUACACUUUAAAUGGGUGAAUUUUAUGGUGUUUAAAAAAAGAAAAAUCUCAAUAAAAGGUGUUUAAAAAAGAAAAAAAGAAGCUGAAAAACCUGAGAACUUCGAAACAGCCUACUCUUGAGGAAACCCAAGGACCAAAUAAGGUCCAGCUUGAAAAAUGUAUCUGACCUGUUUGUGAUGGGAGGAGCUCUUGUUUUAGAAUCUGCAGCCCUCUUGCACUGGCUAGAGAGGGAGGGCUAUGGGCCUCUAGGAAUGACUGGAAUAUCCAUGGGAGGACACAUGGCUUCCUUAGCAGUAUCCAACUGGCCUAAGCCUAUGCCAUUGAUUCCUUGUCUGUCUUGGUCCACAGCAUCUGGGGUCUUCACUACGGGUGUACUGAGCAAGUCAAUUAAUUGGAGGGAGCUGGAAAAGCAGUAUUAUACACAAACAGUUUAUGAAGAAGAAAUUAUUCACAUGCUUGAAUAUUGUGGAACAGAUUCUUUCAAAAUGGGACAAGAGUUCAUGAAACACUUCCCUAUCAGUGCAGACAAGCUAACUAACCUCAAUCUGGUUUCUAGAACUUUAAAUUUAGACAUGACAGACCAAGUCAUGUCCCAAAAACCUAGUGAGUGCCAGGAAUCUAGUAAAACAUCUAUCAGUGCCACAUCAGGACUCUUGUUGCAAGAUACCUCUAAGAUGGAUUGCUUCAAUCAAACACUAUCAACAAACAGAAGUAGUUAUACAAAUUGCAAUCCUCAAUCAUACCACCUACUCAGAAAAGAACAAAGAAGAAACAAUCUUCAGAAAGAAUCUUUAAUCUUUAUGAAAGGAGUCAUGGAUGAAUGUACUCAUGUAGCAAAUUUCUCAGUUCCAGUUGACCCAAGCCUCAUUAUAGUAGUUCAAGCCAAAGAAGAUGCCUAUAUUCCACGAACUGGAGUUCGAAGUCUACAAGAAAUUUGGCCUGGUUGUGAAAUCCGUUAUUUAGAAGGAGGUCAUAUUAGUGCUUAUCUUUUUAAACAAGGACUCUUCAGACGAGCUAUCUAUGAUGCAUUUGAACGCUUCCUCCAUAAAUAUGCUAACUAAUUGAAUCAUUGUAUAUAAGCAGUAUGACUAUCAUGUUUCUUACUAAAGGAUUUUGAUCCUUUCAUGAUGCGAAGAACAAAAAGAACACUGUGUAUCUGCUAUCAAUUUUCUCUGGAAUUCAGUGUUACAGAUCAGUCAUCUAGAGUCUUUAAACAGAUUUGAAUAAUUUUAACCAAUAUUUGGAUGGAAUAAUGUUGAAGUAUUUUGUUAUUGUUUUGUGGGAAUCCCAUUUACUCAAUCUAGUCUUUUAAUAUUUAUGAAAACAUAAUUUUUAAUUAUGAAUAAUUUAUUAAUUUAAAAUAAAUUUAUUCAUAGAUAAUCCAUUGCUUUUUAAAGAACUGCUAUAUCAAUAAGUUUGUAAUACAUCUGCCUGUAUUGUAUAUCCUUACAUAGUAUUUCUACUAUUGACUUGAGAAACAUGUUUAUUUCUUUUUUGGAUCCAUUAUGAAUUUAUAAUCUUAUUUUCAAUUUUAAUUUUCUGCCAUGGAAAUACUUACAUGUAAAAUGAGUGUUAACUUUGAGUUCUAAAAAAUCCCAAUUGCUUCACACUUACAUGCUGUUAAUAAUUAAAAUGAACGUGAGAAUGCAGAUAAGUGUAUAGAGUUUGCUAUACCAUAAAACUUUGCCAAAUAUUAGGUUAGAAAUAAAUGCCAGACCUAUUUCUCCUAUGUAGCAAGUUUCAUUUCAUGAAGAAGAAAUCAUGAAAGACGUUUUGUAUUAAUUGAUAGACACUAUGUCUUAACAUUUUCUGGCAUACCUACUCUGGGUUUGCUAAACAUCUAACUUUAUGUCAAGUACUUAACUGCUUUGACUUUUUAAUUUCAUGAAUGAGUGGCCACAUAUGAAAUUGAUUUGUCCCAUAUAAGUGUUGUCUUACAGAAACAAUAUACUAACUAUUAACUUUUUUAAAUGGAAAUUUAUAUGGCUAGAUUUGGUGCUUUCUUUUAUAUUAAACUUCUCAAGGGAGAUCUAAAAUGUUUUUAAAAAGUAGAAAAUAUCUUUGGGUAUUGUUUUAAGGUUUGGAAUUAAUGUAUUUAAGUUUUAUUUGUUUGAAAUCUGUAUUAUCUAUGGUUUGUUUUAAAAUAUAUUCCUAGUCUAGUGAUGAUACUUGAAUUGUAAUGUGCCUUUGUGUAACCUUUUUAAAGAUUUCUAUUUGUUACUCUAAUGCCUCCAUCACCUUAAUUUUUAAAAACUGUUUAAAAUUAUUAAUGUGAAGUUAUUGAUGAUAUACAAAAUUGUAAAUUCUGUAAAACUGCUUUGGUUUAACAAACCAACAUGGUCACAGCCAUUUGAGCUCUAGCAAUUUUGCAUAUUCAGACUAGAACCUUUACUUUGAACUGAAAGUAUAAAAUCUACUAAAGUUCUUCAAUACAAUACUCUUUAAAGAUAAAGUAAAACAUAUUGUCAAUUGAAUUACAAGUAUUUUCUUAGAUAAAUAGUGAGGUGAUAUGAUUGAACACUUUCUGAAUAAUGUCUUUAGUAAAACAAAUACUUUUCAGAUAAGUAUGUCUUACUAAGCAAUAAUAUACUGUGAUAUGACUUUCUAUUGGUACAAGAGAUUUCAUUUCAAUUCUUAGACAUAAUGAAUUUUUCCCAAAAAGUGAAAAAAGGUAUUUUUAAAAUUUCAUCUUUAACCAUAUGUUUUAAGAAGAUAUCCAAGGAACUUCCUAAAUCAAUUAAAUAAAAGUACAAAAUACCUUUUCUUAAAGUUUUUUUAAUCCACUUCCCUCAAAAUAGUGACUAAUGCUUCACACACACACACACAAAAUAUUCAAAGAAGUGCUGUCUGCCAUUUUGAGGACUGGGUACAUAAACUGCUAGAAAUUCAUUUCAGUCAGUGCUGUAAACUGGCAGUCAGUACAGGCCAACUUCACCCACAACUGUUUUUAUUCAGUGUAAAUAAUAUUUCAAAUUAUUUUGAAUUUUAAAAAAGUCUUUAGAUUGGGUGUGCAUCCCCCAGUUUCCCACAGUCCUCUGAACCCCCUCAUAUCAGACUACUUUACAACUUUGUGUGUCCUACCUAGCCCUGAAAACAUCUGAGUUUAAGAAGACCCCUGAUUUAGAUCUGUGGUUUUAGAGUUUCUGAGUUUCACCAUUUGCUAAUGUAAUUACUAUGAAGUCACUUAAGCAUAUGCAUUUUAGAUUGUUUCUUAUGAAUGUAAUUUUUAAUAUGGUGCUUUCUCUUGUAAAGACUAUUGAAUUAUCACUGUAACAAAUUUUUUAAUAAUUUCCAAAUAUUUUAUAUUUCACAAUAAAAGUUUAUCUAAAAAGUUA